Brassica napus (rape) is the source of this 1239-nucleotide messenger RNA. Its product is annotated as F-box/LRR-repeat protein At1g06630. The record is from RefSeq and is a predicted model, not a curated record. The transcript has a single exon. NCBI's taxonomy places the organism in Eukaryota, Viridiplantae, Streptophyta, Magnoliopsida, Brassicales, Brassicaceae. Bases 1 to 231 code for a protein of 76 amino acids.
AUGACAUUCUUGAUGUGUGUGCUUCAGACGAUUUCUCGAUGUGUUAGUAGACAUGGACUACUUCUACCAAUGUUCAACAACCUGGUUAGUUUAUCUUUUGGGAGUAAGAAUGAACGAGGUUGGAAACUGCUUCCAUAUCUGCUUGAAAAGUCUCCAAAGCUUGAAACUCUAAUCAUACAGGUAUGUAUCAUUAGCAACGAUUAUAUAUGUAUAUAUGGAGAGAGACAUUAACUUAGUCUUUUUAUUUAAUUCUCUUUCAGAGUCUGAAUGUUUAUGCAAGCUAUAUCCCUAUACCUCUGUACCAAGUGAAGUUGAUGCAUAUCCUUGGUUAUCAAGGAACUGUUCAAGAGUUGAAACACUUAAAGACUUUUAUUGGGAGAAUGCAAUGCCUCGAACUUGUGCUACUGGAGCUUGCGGAAGGUGUUGUAGUGGAUGAUGGCAAAAUAUUGCAAUUAAAUAGGGAUCUUAAUCACGCUUCUCGGAAGUGCAGCAUCCAAAUGCACGACCGAAGUCGCAUUUCUCAUUUAAGUCUAGACACUUAGGGUUUGAUUAGUUGAAGUUGUGGCUUUAUGUUUUUUGCUCUAAGAUUUGUGUGUUUAAGUAUCUAGUCGUGGCUUUGAUUUUUUUUUUUUUUUUCUAAAGCACUUACCAAAAUCUCUAGAGAAAUUGAUUUCUACAACUAAUAUAUUUUAGGUUUAGAUUCAGUUUUAAAAACUAAAGUCAGGUCCGGUCCAGAGCAGAUGCAGAGUAAGCAAUUGUUUAGGAUCCUUUUUUUUUUGGGUUUUUUCAGCUGAAUUUUUUUUAAAUUAUAAAAGGGCACAUUUCUUCAAAUUUGAGUAGGGCAUCUGUGUUUGUUGGGCUGGUGCUGACUAAAGCAUGAUGAUUCUUUCAAAAGAAAGUUGUAGAAAUAAAAAUGGUUGUCUAUCCCUCUUCGUAUCACCUUCUAAGUGCCUUUUUUUUUUUGUUGAACGGGACAAAAACAACUAGAUUUAAUCUCAAAUUCCUCUCACUUUAUUUUCUUUUUAUAAUAUAUCCUCCUUACAAAUGCUCGAUUUGUAAACUGAAUAAUACUUUCAUUGAACCACAUCGUGGUGGUCUAGUGAAUUCUUCUAGAAAUUAUCAUGUUAGUCCAGGUCAGAGAUGGACUUUCCUUUAAUUAUUAGCUCCACAUGUCGCCACACGGAUAUGAGCCCAUGCUUAUGGUCCAUUUGAAUAUCUGGGAGAAGAUCCAUUUGUGGG